Messenger RNA from Cottoperca gobio, 6339 nucleotides. It is a transcript of the gene cpt1a2b, whose product is annotated as carnitine palmitoyltransferase 1A2b. The transcript is spliced from 19 exons. The record is from RefSeq and is a predicted model, not a curated record. Gene Ontology annotation, cellular component: mitochondrion. NCBI's taxonomy places the organism in Eukaryota, Metazoa, Chordata, Actinopteri, Perciformes, Bovichtidae. Gene Ontology annotation, biological process: carnitine metabolic process; fatty acid metabolic process. Bases 135 to 2501 code for a protein of 788 amino acids. Gene Ontology annotation, molecular function: carnitine O-palmitoyltransferase activity.
CACUGAUUGCCUCGCGGAAAACUGUGUUCCACUGUGAGCGCUCAGAGGCAGACUUGAGAAGAAGGGAGGGGUGCUAACAGACGUUUCUGGUUCAAACUUCUCAACGAGAAAACUCUUCGGAAGACACUUCAGCAAUGGCGGAGGCCCACCAGGCGGUGGCAUUCCAGUUCACCAUAACGCCAGAGGGGAUUGACCUGCAGCUGUCCUAUCAGGCCCUGAAUCAGAUCUACCUGUCCGGAGUACGAUCCUGGAAGAAACGAGUCAGCCGCCUGAGGAACAGGGUGAUCAAGGGAGUGUACCCUGCCAGCCCUUCCUCCUGGCUCUUUGUCGUCAUAGGGAUCCUGGCCACCAUGUACAUGCGCUCGGAUCCCAGCAUGGGGCUCAUCACCAAGAUCCAGCAACACCUGCCACUGAGUCUCCAUGUGUCGCUCAGUGCUCAGGGUCAGACCAUGCUGUCGGCGCUGCUCUUCAGCACUCUGCUGUGGCUCUCCCUUAUCCUCGCGCUCAGGUUCUGCCUCAAACUGCUUCUCUCCUACCACCAGUGGAUGUUCGAGCAACACGGUCGAGUUUCCAACACCACAAAAAUCUGGGUGACUCUGCUGAGGUUGUUAUCAAGCAGGAAGCCUCUGCUGUACAGCUAUCAAACCUCCCUGCCUCACCUUCCUGUUCCUCCCAUCAAAGACACACUGAGCAGGUAUCUGAAGUCAGCGCGCCCUCUGUUGACGGAUACCGGGUAUGAACGAAUGACUGAUCUGGCCAAUCAGUUCGAGUCUAACCUGGGCAACCGCCUGCAACGCUACCUGAAACUCAAAGCUCUGUGGGCCACCAACUAUGUGAGCGACUGGUGGGAGGAAUACAUCUACUUGAGGAGCCGAGGUCCCAUAAUGGUCAACAGUAACUACUAUGGCAUGGACUUUCUGUAUGUGACCCCGACCCCGGUGCAGGCAGCCAGGGCAGGCAACACCAUCACUGCCCUGCUGCUCUACCGCCGCAAGGUCAGCCGGGAGGAACUCAAACCGAGCCGUGUUCCAGGCACCGUCAUCCCUCUGUGUGCCGCUCAGUGUGAGAGGAUGUUCAACACAACACGCACACCAGGAAUCGAGACAGAUGUGCUCCAGCACUGGCAGGACAGUGAGUUUGUAGCAGUGUACCACAAAGGACGCUUCUUCCGCCUGUGGGUGUACUGGGCAGGCCGCCUGCUGUCUCCCAGGGAGAUCGAGCACCAGAUUCAGAGGAUCCUGGAUGACCCUUCUCUGCCGCAACCGGGAGAGGAGAAGCUGGGAGCUCUCACUGCUGGAGACAGGGUUCCUUGGUGUCAGAUGAGGAAGCAGCACUUCAGCUCCGGCAUCAACAAGCGCUCACUGGACUCCAUCGAGAGGGCAGCCUUCUUCGUGACCUUGGACGAUGAAGAUCAAGGCAUGAGGGGAGAGGACCCAGUGGGAAACUUGGACCGCUACGCUAAGUCCCUGCUGCAUGGGAAAUGUUACGAUAGGUGGUUUGAUAAAUCCUUCUCCAUUGUGAUCUACAAGAAUGGGAAGAGUGGACUGAAUGCAGAGCACUCCUGGGCUGAUGCACCGACAGUGGCUCACCUUUGGGAGUACACCCUGGCCACAGAUGCCUUCCAGCUGGGCUACACUGAGGACGGGCACUGUAAAGGCGAUGUGGACCGCUCUCUACCCAUGCCCCAGAGGCUCGCCUGGGACAUUCCCUCAGAGGUUCAAGCUCAGGUGUGCAGCUCCCUGGCUGUCGCCCAGGCGCUAGCAGACGACGUGGACUGCCAUGUGUUUCCCUUCAGAGAGUUCGGGAAAGGACGAAUCAAGAAGCUACGCGUCAGCCCCGACGCAUUGAUACAGAUCGGCUUACAGCUGGCAUACUACAGGGAUCGUGGUGGCUUCUGUCUGACUUACGAGGCGUCGAUGACUCGUCUGUUCAGGGAGGGCCGGACAGAGACGGUGCGAUCGUGCUCCAACGAGAGCUGUGACUUCGUCAAAGCUCUAGAGGGUGGAGAGGCAGGGGACCAAUGCAGGCGUCUCUUCCGACUGGCUUCAGAGAGGCACCAGAACCUUUAUCGGAUGGCUAUGACUGGAGCUGGAAUUGACAGACAUCUCUUCUGUCUGUACGUGGUGUCCAAAUACUUGGGGGUGGACUCACCCUUCCUCAAAGAGGUUUUGUCAGAGCCUUGGCGUCUCUCCACCAGUCAGACCCCAGUUCAGCAGAUGGAGCUGUUUGACCUGAAGAACAACCCCGACUUCAUAUCUCUGGGCGGCGGGUUUGGACCUGUCGCUGAUGAUGGUUAUGGUGUUUCAUACAUCAUCGUGGGGGAGGAUAUGAUCAACUUCCACGUGUCGUCCAAACACUCCUGCAGUGAGACUGACUCCCACAGGUUUGGAGCUCAGAUAAGUAAAGCUCUCCAAGACAUCAUGACUGUCCUCUCCGCCGACACCAAAACCUCCUCGUCCUCCAAAGGCUCAGCCCAGCCUCAGUCCAAGAAGCUCCUCUGAACAUGGACAAAUAUUCCCCGUAAGACGUCCAAGCUGAGUGUAGAAACCAUUAAGAACCCAUAAUGUAGAACCUGUUAAAGCAAUAAUAAAGCUGACAAUGCAGAACAAUAAUAACAUACACUUUGGACCACCUCCAGCACAGCAACACAUUGUUUUAAACACGCCUGCACACAAUAUUAUUGUUUCCAUUCUUCCAUUACAAAAACAUAGUUGAAUGGGCGCUAACGAAUAGAUUUGACCGUAUUCUGCAUUAAUACGAACAAUUUUGUUUUUGUCAUCUUUACGAGCUGUGUCCAUCAGAGAUGCAAAAUGCUUCAAAUCCCUAUUUUCUCUGAGAGUAUGAAAUCUGUGAUGGUCGAUUUCUUUGAGAAAGAGGAAGCAAAGGUCAUCACUUAAGAAGGAAGGAAAAGGAAGAAGCAGAGAAGGAGACAAAUCUCCCUGGCACUAGGCCGAAAGCAUUACGAGACACUUGAUCUCAAUGAAAGGGAAAGUUUCUAAGGUUAGAUUCAAAAUCUGAAAAACAGGAAGCAUUAAAAGAAGGAUAAGAAGAUAAAUCUCAAUGAAGGGAAAAGCCCUUCCAGCUGUUACGGAGUUAUUUUACCUCCAUGUGCCUCAGCCUCUCAGCGACACCGUCAGUGACGGAUCUGUUGUUACAAGUAACUGCAGUAAAAUGCAAAUUCAAGGAUACUGUGGCUUUCAUACAACACCUACUGAUAACUGUUGAAUGCUUCCCGAGAAUCCGUUUGUUGUACAGUUUUUAUAGUGACUGUUACACUAAAUGUUCCCCCUCUGGAGUUUUCAUGCAAAAUGAAGACACCUGUGGGUUAAAGGUCGUUGUGAUCAUUGUGUAAUAUUGAAGGUAAAAUAAGAAAUGCCACAAUACAAUAAAAAAAAUCCACUCCAAGUAAAAGUAAGUAGUAGUUAAAGUACUCAUUAAGCAACUGAAUAUCUACUUAAAUUAUUUUUUAUUAUUAAUAAUUAAUUGCCAUGUAAGCAGGAUUUAAUGUUGGCGCUGGUUAGAAAAUAUGAAUCUGCAAAGUAACAACCUCACUAGAGCUCUCAGAUAAUUGUUAGUUGAGUAAAAAGAUCGAUCUUUUGUUUUGAAUAACCACGUUUCCUUAUGAGAACUUGAAUGCAAUGGCUUGAAACUGGAAGUGGUGACUGAUGUCUUUGAACUCUUGUUUCAGAUGUAAGGUUAUCUGUUAUGAUGUUAUGAAGGCUGCCGACUCUUGUGAGAUGUGUGCACCAGCGCUGUGCUCACACAAGAGCCAUGGCAACACCAAAUGCCAAAAAGGUUUUAGUCAUUACAUCACAUUUCAUUUUCAUUUGACUUGAAUGAAAUUUAAUUCAAAAGAUUGUUUGAAUUCAGUGGUUCCAUAAGGAUUCCGAUUUUUCAUGAUUCAGGUUCAUUAUCUGAGGAGACUUGUUGUUUUCAAUGUUGGACAAACGCAUAAAAGGGAUCAAAUGUUCAGGAUGUGUUUUAUUUACAGCCAUGUGUCGGGAGGAUGGAAGGAAAUGAGGGAAGAAAAAUGCAAAUGACUUUUUCAUUAUAGUUUUUAUUUUCAGUUCAGUGGAUUGAUUUUAAUAAGGUCUUAGUUGUUAUCGGUCGAAUGUUUUAGAUGACCGUAUGGAUGUGCUUCAGCUUAUCAGACACAGUUGAGUUUUACUGCUGUUGAAUGUUUCCCUCUGGGUUGACAUUACUUCAGAAACAAAGUGUAAAAAUGGUACAAAAUUAAAAGAACACUUGGGAGCUAGUGCUACCAGGAGAGGCGAUCAAUUGUGUGUGUGUGUGUGUGUGUGUGUGUGUGUGUGUGUGUGUGUGUGUGUGUGUGUACAGUAGAUGCACUUUGGAGCAGGCAGGAGUACCAUCACAGGGGCUUAAAUAUGUUUUGCCCCUGUCCACAGCAGUACAUCGCUUUUAGAAAAUCAAUUAUCACAAUAUUUUCGACCAAAUAUAUUGUAGGGGUGACCUAUUGGAGCUUUCUCAAAAAUAUUUACACAAUGAGAUUUUUGAUAAAUAAUCAUCAGUAAUGUGGAUGUAAUGUAAGUGGGUAAAGGCAAAAUAAUAGAAGAGCUACAACAGUCUGCUAGGUUCAGAGAAUGACAUCACCUUUAUGCAGCCUUUAAAACCAGGAAGACACUUAUGCCAUAUUACGACAUCCAAAAUCUAAGAAGAUAUCUAGUCUCGUAUCGCGAUGUCGAUAUAAUCUUGACAUAUUGCUCAGCACUACCUGCUUUGCUUCUGUGCCGUAACUCCUGCCUGCUUCUCCAAACGGGGGCCGUGCCGACCGCCAUCGACUAUGGAUAAGGACCUCAUACAACCACACUUAAAAAAAAAUAAAAAAUAAACUACCCCUUUAAGAAACAAACGUGUGCCUGGAUUCAAGUAUCCAUUCAGUAAAACAGUUUCAAUGCAAUUUUUAAAUCAAUGCAAUUGCUAAGGGAAACCUUAUUAGUAACAUUAUUGUUUAAGUGUCUUUCUGUGUGUUAACAAGAAUGUACUUCAGUUGGUCAGUUAGUUACUGUUCGCAUCGUCAGGGGAUGUUGUCAUGUGAUGUAGUGGUAAAACAAAAAGUACAUAGAAAUGUACAACUGAUAUUUUUCAUUCCUGUUUUCCAAUCCUAAAAUGACCAGACUUUUCAUGGACUAAUAGGAAUAGAAACUAAAAAGUUCCUGGUUUUUGUUAACCUCCCACUUCAUCUCUGACAUGUUUACUCUUACUGUAUGAUAUCUCUUUUUUUCAGAAAGAUUGUUGACUUAAUAUUUUACUAACAUCAGACCACAGUGUUGUGUCUCAGGUUCAACAUUUACAGGCUCAUUUCCCAAACUGUUGAUGGCCAGAGCUGCCAUCUGUUUUCUAUGAUCCCCUGGUGACACAGCCACAACGCAUAAAGACAAUUUUUACAGCUGUGGCAAUAUACACAACUUCUCUACCUCCAUCCAUGACUUGUUUUCAAAGUUUUCUUUUCCUCUUUUCUACAUUUGUUCUAAUUUGUUAUUUUAACAACAAUUUUAAAACAUUUUUUAAAGUUCAUGAUCACAAAGCUUAUUGUGUUUGCAUCAAAAAAAGCAAUCACAGCAGAAGUCCGCUCCUGCCAUCCGUACUUACAUGGUAUAUAUUUUUGUAGGGAAUACUACAAAGAGUCCCCUGCUCUCUUAAAUAAGGGCGUGUUAAAGUGUUGGUACAUUUAAGAUAAGUUGUUGUAGUUUAGAUAGUAGCUUCAGUUAAAUGUAUCAAAUGAUCAGUUAUUUUAUUUUGAUUUUAAACUGUGUCGUUCUUCACUUGAUGCCUUGAUGCCUCAGCCUCCUGCCUGAAAACCAUGAAGCCAGUCAAACCCACUCUGUGCCUCAGCCUACUCCUAUUAUUAUUAUUAUUAUUAUUAUUAUUAUUAUUGUCAAGUAAUAUGUGAUGGGUGAAGUGAUCCCAUGGCUUUCAACAGUUUGGACAAUGAGCCUCUCACACAAAGUAUCAAAGUUGGCAUUUUGCAGCAAUUUUACAAUUUGCUUUAUGUAAGAACUAAACUUUAACAUUAGUACAGUCUUUUCUUACUUAUUUGAUUUUGGGAUUUUUUAAAUUGUUUAUUUCUGUGUAAUAUCAUGCUACUGUUUGUACUCUUGGUUAAUAGUGAUGCUUGAACAUUUUUGAUAAAUGUGUGUAUUGUAUAUGAUAUCCCAUGUUUUUUGAAUUUACACUCCACAAGAUGCUUAUUAUUGUUUUGUCGCUGGUUUUCAUUCUAAAACGUAUUUAAAUGUUUAAAUUUAGCUGUUGAUUUUGUGAGGAAGGCCUUUAACAGAUGGUGAUGGCACGUCAUGUGAAAUAAAAUACUUACCGACCCUA